AUUUUUUAAAAGAAAUAAUGUUUUUUUGUUGUGGGCUUUUAAAAGUAUAAUAAUGGUUUUUGAUGCACCGGUGGAACGAAUCGAAACCUAAGAUACGUUUUAGUAUAAAUCAAAAUAAAUUUUAUUUAGAUUUGGGAUAAAGAUCUUAAUAUAUUAUGGAUAAAAUAAAACGUUGUUUGGUUUGUGGAAAUAGUGACUACGAAGUGGAAAGAAUGCACCAGUUUCCUAGGAAUCUUGAACAAUCAAAAAAAUGGCAGGAAUCUUUGGGGAUGAAAUACAUGCCGGGAAUUUCACUUAACAGUUAUUACAUUUGUACUAAUCAUUUUACGGCCGAUUCAUAUUACAACAAUGUUACGGGGAGGCUGUUUCGUCAUGCUAUUCCCACUUUAAAUCCAGCAGUUAAUGGUUCGAAUGCUGAGAAUUUAAAUAACACCACCACAGAAGACACUGCCAAUGUUCCUGAUAGCGACUGUAGUCAGACUUGCCCCUCAGUUUUGGAAGAGGUUUCAAACAAUACCACAGACUUACCUAGACCACCCAUAGCCAGUCAGCCUCAAACUAGGGUAGAUAUGAUACCAGGUGUGCCACGUCAAGUAUGUAGCAUGCCAUAUUGCGAUGGAAAGGAUCCUGAUGGAUGUAAAGUGGCCACGGUUUACUUUCCCAGAGAUCCAGCGUUGAAGCAAAAAUGGCUCGAGUAUCUGUAUCCUAAACCUCUGCCAAUUGAGCCUUAUUCCAGGGUGUGUCUUCGUCAUUUUGAACCGGGAGAUGUGGAAUGGGUUACUAGCUGCACAGUUGUGGAAGACAAAUUGGUGCCUUCUUCAAAGUUUCCCCGAAUAGUCAAAGGAGCAGUACCGAUUCCGUACUUAUGCGUCCACCUUCAACAAAACGGCGCUCAUCCACAACAGCUAGAUAUCCCAAUAAAUAACGCCGAUUCAACCUGCCAACUUCUUAGCUACGUAAUAGUAAACGAGGACUACUUUAUAGAUUUGGAAGACGCCUACCAGAAACUAGAACGCGCAGAACUCGACCCGUGCUGGUUUAAAAUCAAAGAAUCCCGCUACAUUUACUUGUUCUAUUUGGAUCCCGACCCAAAACCUUCCCUAAAAUUCGCAGUGCAUUUCGCCGACGACUUAACACUAUCUCUGAAGCUGGACGACAUGUUCGUUGGCGAACUUCAAUGUCGAAACCAGACGAAAAUACAGUUCCCGGUCAAGGUGCAGGAUUUAAAAACGUUUUCUGUCAUUUUUAAAGAGAUUGAGUUCUAUUUGAAAAACGUGGCGCAAUUUAAAAACGUGACAAACGGAAAUUCUGACAGUACGUCUAGUCAGACGAAAUUUCAAGAGCGUCACGUGAAAAUUACGGACAACGUUUGCAAGUCCUGUUUGAAGGACGUUGACGUGUACGUGAGAUGCGUCAAAUGUCAGAACGAGUUUCAUCCGGGUUGUCUGGCCGUUAAAGGGUUGGAUGACUGCGAUAAGUGUAGGGAAACCUUUAGUAGGCUCAGCGAACAACGUGCUAGUAGUCGCAAUGACACUAGCGGGGCAGCCGAUAGCGAGUACAUGGUUAUUAAAGUAGAGGAGGAGGAUAAUCUCUUUGAAGAGAGUUAUAAUUUGAUGGAGGAAAAAAUAAAUAGUCUGACAUUCAGUUCAGUAAAAUGAAUUAGGACGUUUGUUUUACGUACCGACGCGACGUACUGAUUCCGUACUUAUGCGUCCAACUUCAACAAAACGGCGCCGUUCCACAACAGCUAGAUAUCCCAAUAAAUAACGCAGAUUCAACCUGCCAACUUCUUAGCUACGUAAUAGUAAACGAGGACUACUUUAUAGAUUUGGAAGACGCCUACCAAAAACUAGAACGCGCAGAACUCGACCCGUGCUGGUUUAAAAUCACAGAAUCCCGCUACAUUUACUUCUUCUAUUUGGAUCCCGACCCAAAACCUUCCCUAAAAUUCGCAGUGCAUUUCGCAGACGACUUAACACUAUCCCUUAAGCUGGACGACAUGUUCGUUGGCGAACUUCAGUGUCGAAACCAGACGAAAAUACAGUUCCCGGUCAAGGUGCAAGAUUUAAAUAAUCUCUUUGAAGAGAAUUAUAAUUUGAUGGAGGAAAAAAUAAAUAGUCUGACAUUCAGUUCAGUAAAAUGAAUUAGGACGUUUGUUUUACGUACCGACGCGACGUACUGAUUCCGUACUUAUACGUCAAACUUCAACAAAACGGCGCCGUUCCACAACAGCUAGAUAUCCCAAUAAAUAACGCAGAUUCAACCUGCCAACUUCUUAGCUACGUAAUAGUAAACGAGGACUACUUCAUAGAUUUGGAAGACGCCUAUCAAAAACUAGAACGCGCAGAACUCGACCCGUGCUGGUUUAAAAUCA
Messenger RNA from Sitophilus oryzae (rice weevil), 2374 nucleotides. RefSeq lists its product as uncharacterized. Lineage: Eukaryota; Metazoa; Arthropoda; Insecta; Coleoptera; Curculionidae. The transcript has 6 exons. Bases 156 to 1658 code for a protein of 500 amino acids. The record is from RefSeq and is a predicted model, not a curated record. Gene Ontology annotation, molecular function: sequence-specific DNA binding.